Molecule: messenger RNA, 2824 nt
Organism: Physcomitrium patens
Lineage: Eukaryota; Viridiplantae; Streptophyta; Bryopsida; Funariales; Funariaceae
Source: RefSeq, a predicted model, not a curated record
UCCAAUAAAAUUUUACAGAUAUUGCUUAUCGACUAUGUUGUUUCAUAAAUCCACAACCCACGCGCACGGAAACCAAUCGCUGAGAAGUUGCUCAACUUGCUAGCCAUCCUGAAUCACAUCACAAUGGAACAUAUCACCCUCAUGCUCUGAACAUGGAACACAAGUCGGGCUACGCAGACAACCGAUUUGAGAGACACUUCACAGUGUAUGUGCUCUCCUUUGAUCACUCUCAAAUGGUACUGUCGGAGAAGACUACUCGCUGGGAUGAGGACGAGUUUCAUCCUCUCUGGAAGCUCGAAACUCGGGCAGGUAGAUUUGGAACGCUGAUCCUCCAGUGAUGAAAUCAUUCAGUUGGCAGAUGAGCAUCUUGGGUUCUACAGUUGGGUUCAGAGGAUUGAGUUUCAGGAUUUCGGGUUAUGGCAUUUUGUUGGGGUCAAUGGUAUUGGCUGUGAUGGUGGGAUCCGAGAUGUGUUGCUUCCGGUGAACGAUGAACUAGAAUGAUGCGGAAGAGUUCGAACCCAUCGAGCAGCGAGCACGCCCCGAAGAUGUGUUCAAUGUGUUCUAGAAUGCUUGAGUGAUGCAUUUAGGCAGCGGUUCGCUGAGCUAUGGAGGAUCUGACCCCCGCAACUUUCAGUUAUGGAGGUCAGCGAAAGAUUCGGGGAUUGCGGAGGGUGCGCGGCUCUGGCUGCUCAUGGGCUAGAGUCAUUCGAGCUCUACUCGUGUCGGUAUGCGCGCUGUCUCUUGUGGGUGGCAUCAUGCUCGCUGGAGAGUUAGCGUCAUCUAAGUGGGAGAGUGGUGGAAUCAGGUUAGGGUUGGCGGGACGUAAGCUACCGAGCGGGCAGGUUUUCAGGGCUAGCAACGACGAGCUUGCUGAGUCGCAGUCCUUUGAUGUACCUCCGGUGAAGCAAUGGCAUCAGAGUGGGGAACCGUUGCAGUCCAACGUGGAAGCUCUGAGGCUUAGCGAGGGGAAUCAAGGAACAGAAUCUGCUAAGGAGAAGGCGAAUAAACGACUUGUGUCCAGAAUUGGAUUCGGCUCAUGCACGUCGAGAGUGGCUAUUGAUCAGCCUAUUUGGGUUAAUGGGGUCAUUUCUAGCGACAUUGAUGCGUGGAUCUGGGCUGGGGAUAUCGCUUACACGGAUUGGCCGGAUGUCAACUGUGCUACGAACCCCUCUCAUAUCCAUUGCAACUGCGAACGAGACUGGCUUCGUUCGAAUCCUGACUCUUGUCUAGCGGGAGAUGUCGCACAUGCUCGGUUAAAGUUUGAGGAACAACUCAGCAACCUGGAUUACAACAAGUUCGUGGAUUUUAUGUGCUCCACUUCAAGGGAGCACCCUUGGAGAACACUGGAUUUAUCCUUAUGUGAUAGGCCUAUCCUCGGCACCUGGGACGAUCAUGAUUAUAAUUGGCAGGACGGUGACAAGCGCAUGCCCACAAAAGAAGAACAGAAGCAGUUGUAUUUGGAUGUCCUGGGAGUGCCUGCAAGCAGUAUCCGACGUAGCACUGGCAGAGGCAUAUACUGGAGGCACACGUUGAAUGAAGGUGUUGCUGGAAAAGAGAUAGACGUGCUCCUUUUAGAUGAGCGCUUCCAUCGUGAUACCAAGCCAUGUCAUACUCGUCGGGAUUUUUGCAGUUUCACAAACCCUAAGAAGACCAAGUACAUGUGGUGUAAGGAUUUUCUAGAAGGUGGUGAAGAUGGAACUGGGUCAUGCUGCAAAAAAGACGACCAAUUUUGGCAAGGGUGGUGCAAACUACCCCAAAGUCUUGCUAAUCCGUUAUGGGACCAAAUUUGUAAUCCAAAAUCAUCGUCAUAUGGCUUUGUGGAUGCAUCUACUGCCAAAAUGAUUGCUAACAACUUAACAAAUGAAUCUUUUUCGUGGAGCAUGAUGGUCCACAAUGAUUCUACAAGUGAUUCAAGUGUACUGUGUGAGAUUUUGGGCCCAAAGCAACGGAGAUGGCUAAAACAUGAGCUUCAGAGUUCUGGAGCUGCCUUGAAGCUGGUGGUUUCUGGCUCACCUCUCAUCAGCAACCCCAAGGAAUUCGUGUGCAGCCAAGCCAGGAAGAAACAUCCAGCUGCAUAUUGCAAGUGCUACGAUGACUUCGACUGCUUCCAACCUGCCCAACGAAACCUUGUGCACAUGUUUGCGACUGCACCUGGUUGUGUCGUUGUUUUGACUGGGGAUUUCCACUUUUCAGACAUUAAGAUUUUGCAGCCUGGGAAGCGUAUGUAUAGUGAUGAAUACGACAGUGCAGACCUCCCUCGACCUCUAGUGCAGGUCAUGGCUAGUGGCCUCACCAACAAUACGGCUGUCCCUGCUCCUUGUACAGGGUUUCGCAUUGAUAAAGUAAGCCUGAGACCGAACGGCCCGUGCGAUUUUGUGUCUGGCCCAGCUUUCGGGUUGAUUGAGGUUGAGUGGAAUACGUCACCUCCGCUGGCACGGCUUCAGAUUCGUGGUGAAGGAGGUCAAAUGCUCCUUGAACAGACACUUACUUUAGAUACUUGUUUUCCAGUGGCUUAAAAUUCUUCAAUGAAUCUCUCUCUUCAGUAGUUCUGACUUAUGCUGAUGGAUAUUUACUGUGUAUCCAAAGCUAAUCUCCGGUAGUACCAGGUUUUGCUUUCGCAGCAGAGCUUGUAAAUUAAUCCUCUCCAGAAGAGGCUCAGAUUUUCUGCACAUAGAGAAUUCCUUCCCCGAGAGACUGCUGGAAGGGAUAGCAGCUGCCCAAGUGCCCUUCAAUAGGUACAAGAAGUACUCAGCAUGCAUAUCCUCUGCACUAUGCUGUAUUCUUUUUCUAAUUUAAAAAAAAUAAAGAUCCAAUCGUUAAUACC